Puccinia triticina is the source of this 723-nucleotide messenger RNA. RefSeq lists its product as uncharacterized. Gene Ontology annotation, cellular component: nucleus. Bases 1 to 723 code for a protein of 240 amino acids. NCBI's taxonomy places the organism in Eukaryota, Fungi, Basidiomycota, Pucciniomycetes, Pucciniales, Pucciniaceae. The transcript has 4 exons. The record is from RefSeq and is a predicted model, not a curated record.
AUGCCUCUCAACAAUUGUGAAGGAGACUUAACUGGAGUCGAUUUUGAACAACUCGAUCCCUCGACUUCCGCCGACGUAUUCUCUCGGGCGGCCGGAGGCAGUAACAGCUACUCGUUAUACCCAUACAUCGACCAAUCCAAGUCGUACUGCUUGAAUGUCGACCAGCCUCCGAGCUCAUCGACAAGCAGCAGAGGGGGGGAUCAGACAGCAAUAGGCGCCAUCAUCCGGCCGAUUCAUACCCGCAACGAGCUCUCGCCAGAGGAGUCACUCGUCACCCACGAGGACACCGGCCCGGAGAUGAUCGUCCACGUAGUCUUCAACCAGCCCGUGCGAGCCCGGACGAUCGUCAUCAACGUCGCCAAAGGGGACCAAUCUCCCCGGCUGGCCCGCGUCUGGACCAACCGCUCGAAUGCAAUCAGCUUCGAUCAGGUGGAUGAUCUCAAGCCCGACCAGGAGUGGCAACUCGAUGUCGAGCUUGAGACCGCCGUCGAGUAUCCUACCCGGGUCUCCCGCUUCCAAUCCGUCUCGAGCCUCUCCUUCGAAUUCCGUGAUCCACCAGCUGGGCAAAGAAGUCGGAUUUAUUUCUUGGGCGUCUUGGGCGACGUCAAGCAACUCAAACGAGACCCUUCAUCCCAACUGACCGUCGGAGCCGAAAAUUCGGCCGACGCAACACUCGAUUCAGUCCGAGAACAAUCAGGCGGAAAUCAGACCACCAUCCGGUAA